This is a messenger RNA of Onychostoma macrolepis, 9374 nucleotides long. It is a transcript of the gene avpr2ab, whose product is annotated as arginine vasopressin receptor 2a, duplicate b. NCBI's taxonomy places the organism in Eukaryota, Metazoa, Chordata, Actinopteri, Cypriniformes, Cyprinidae. Gene Ontology annotation, molecular function: vasopressin receptor activity; peptide binding. The record is from RefSeq and is a predicted model, not a curated record. The coding region runs from base 349 to 1983 and encodes 544 amino acids. Gene Ontology annotation, cellular component: membrane. The transcript is spliced from 6 exons. Gene Ontology annotation, biological process: positive regulation of vasoconstriction; regulation of systemic arterial blood pressure by vasopressin; G protein-coupled receptor signaling pathway.
CAGAGAAUAUACUGAGACAUAACAGACAGAGAGCAUGAGAAAGACAUAUAGACGCACUUUGCUAUUCUAUCUGAAAGCUGAAAGGAUAGGAGCGCAUUUAACUCUGUAGGUAAAAUGAGCUUUGACUGACAGAAUAGAAUAUUUUGGCAACAGUCCUUUAUAUCUGACAUAAUUCCCAAACAAAGUUACAAUGGUAGACAGCGGGUAUCUAAAACAGAUUGAGUGUCAACAUAGAAGGCGUGGACGUGGCAUGGACAGAGCAUUACAUGGCUUAGUUCGUGAAGAAAACUGUGGAUUAUAUCGCAAAGUGCAAUACUUACAGUGAAGAAACGGAGCUGCCUGACGGUCAUGAGGAUGGCCUCUUGGGAAGAGAAUUUGGGUCAGCCCAAUCACUCUGUGCUGAAGAUGGAGGGGCCACCAGACCUGUCCAGCUCCCUCUUCAAUCUCAGCAGCAGUUAUGGGGGCACGGGGGCUUUCCUCUGGCUGUUUCCGUCAGAGAACAUCACAUGGACCACCACGAGGCCCACAAUCCAGCCAGUUGCCCCUCCACGGGUACGGGACCAAGCCUUGGCCCAGGCGGAGAUCGGGGUGCUGGGGUUGGUGCUUGCGCUUACUGCUCUGGGUAAUGGAUUUGUGCUGUGGGUGUUGCUGCGUAGGAAGAAACAUCACGCUCCCAUGCACCUCUUCAUGGUCAAUCUGUGUGUGGCUGACCUGGUAGUGGCCUUCUUUCAGGUGCUGCCACAGCUGGUAUGGGACAUCACAGAGCACUUCCAGGGCCCUGACGCUCUGUGCCGCUCCGUCAAAUAUUUGCAGGUCGUCGGGAUGUUUGCAUCCUCCUACAUGAUUGUUGCCAUGACUGUGGAUCGGCACUAUGCCAUCUGCUGCCCCCUGCAAGCAUAUCGCGGAGGUGCACCCUCUCGCUGGAACACCCCCAUUAUGGUUGCUUGGGGCCUGGCCCUUGUGCUCAGUUUGCCACAGGUGUUUAUCUUCUCACGGUCAGAGGUGUCCCCCGGGGUGUUUGAAUGCUGGGGCCACUUUGCUGAGCCAUGGGGUCUUAAAGCAUACGUCACCUGGAUGACUGUGGCUGUAUUUGUAUUGCCAGCCUUUAUCAUCACUGUCUGUCAGGUUCGCAUCUUCAGAGAAAUCCAUGACAAUAUCUACCUGAAGUCUGAGAGGGUGGUGACAGCAGAAUUUAAGAGAAACUCUGUCUUCUUCCACUUUGCUCAGCGGGAGGGGGGCAGGGGAAGGAGCAGAGAGAGAAACAGACAGAGCAGACACAGUCACCAUGCUGACAGCAGUCUCAGUCAAGCUCACUGCAGCCCCUCACAUCAUGCAGGAGAGGAAGCGUCCUCCUCAAGCCUUUAUAAUAGCCGCUCUCAUACUCUACCUUGUAGGAGCUCUAUCUGCCAGUCUUGCUUUGGGCCCCGCCCCUCUUCAGAAAGCUCCUCCCCUUCCAUCCAAACUCACCUUCAAAACACCCCAGCCCUCUCAGACCCCUCCCAUUCUCAGUCAUUAUCAGCCAAUAGCGUGUGUGCAUUGGCUGGACACCCAAAUAGCUCUGGAGCUUCUGAACUGUGGCCAAGUGUGCUUCCAGAUGCUUUUCCACUUCCAACUGACUAUUCGCACCCGCCGCCUCUCCCGCCUCUCCCAGGUGUGACUAAGGCCAUGUCUAAGACAGUGAGGAUGACUCUUGUCAUUGUGCUGGUUUACACCAUCUGCUGGUCUCCUUUCUUUAUUGUUCAGUUAUGGGCAGCCUGGGACCCCAACCCACCAAACCAAGGGGCUGCUUUCACUAUCCUGAUGCUUCUAGCCAGUCUAAACUCCUGCACUAACCCAUGGAUCUACACAGCCUUCUCCAACAGUGUGUCGCGUGAACUGCUCACACUGCUGCGCUGCCACACCGGAUCCCCACGCAGAGGUUCGCUGCCGGACGACUCAACCACAACUCAUACAUCAACCAACAUCAAGGACUCCAUAUACUGACCUCUGACCUGACUCUACUGCACACACACACACCAGCACAUGGCAAACACACCACAGACGUGACGGGCUAGACUCUGUCCCAAAUACCACUCUUUGCCCACGUGUUGAUGACAUAAUAGUGCAGCUGGGCUCUUAAACACCUUUUUAGAAUGUAAAAUGACAAAUGGGAUGCCCUACGGUCUUCAUGGACAAGUGCCAAUGGCACAAGUAUGCAAAAAGUGUGCUGUUUGGUUCGGGACUGGGGUAAUGUCCUGGCUGGCUACUUUAGAUUCAGGUACAUGGCGGUUACACAAUCUGAAAAGCGGAUACUGAUCUGUCAUCGACAGUGUUACAUCAAUUACAAAGACAAAAUUGCAUUGCCAUGCCCAGUGCAUUUUACAGACAGCUGUCCAUUCAGUUACAUGAGAGAGCAGACUGGAGUGAUGAAUCAAGAGGAAGGUUAGGAAGCAAAGGAUCGGAGGUCCUCCAUUCUUCUCCAUCUUUCUUUCAUGGAUGGUUUUCAUAGAUUAGGGUUGCAGGAUUAUAUCAGACUUAACAGUACAAAGUAAGUGUGGAAAAUGCGAUAGGAGGAAGAGAAAAAAGGAUGUGAACAAUGCAUACAGAAUGGACAAAAGGUUAUCUGGCUGUACUCCGGACAUCUUGCAGCAAGAUGCUGUUUACGGGAACAUUUAGGGGAACAUAUCUACCACCAGCAAGAAUGUUAUGAAAAUAUCAGCCUGAUUGUGGGAAUCAAACACAGUGGCAGCUUAGUGACACAGUGACUUUCCGAAUCAUAUUUAAUCUAUAUAUCAAAUGUAAAGCGUUCAGAAGACACUGUGAAUUGAAUUGGUCUACUACAGUAUUAGCUCUUAAAUGAUUAGAAGUGCUGGCAGUGGACAGAAAUCUACAUUUGACUACCGCAGAAGGAAAUCUCAUUUUCUGUGUUGGUCAUUUCUUUUUAUAUGCUUUGGGUGAGAAAUAACUUUUUUUACAGAAGAAACAGGGUAUUGGUAAAUGAACAGCAAUACACAGGUCAAUUUCCAAUAUAAAUAGUAGGUAGCAAAAUUUCAAAAGCAACUGUCACAGCUGAAAUCUCUAUUAUGUAUAUAUGUACACACUAAUCACUCAUUAAUUUGUCACUCUUUUAGCUCUACCUCUGGUAUUUGCUUGAUUUGUGUGUUAAUUUUUUUUCUCAUCUGGAAUCAGGGGACCAUUCACAUGCUUCACAGUAACUUAUUUGUACAGAAAAUAUUAUAAAUAUAACGAAGUGUUGAAGGUUUAAGAAAAAAUACGACAUUGCAACUUAAGCGCCUUAUUAUAAAAAAAGUAUUAUAUAUAUAUAUAUAUAUAUAUAUAUAUAUAUAUACACACAGUAUGUACAUGUAUGUUUCUAACACACAGAUUCUUGAGGUACUCAGUCAGUGCAAUUAGGAAUUCAGUAGUGUCUGUGCUAGUUUUAGGAGGCUACACUUUUGCAAAUUAUUAUUAUAAACACGUAUUGCAAUCAUAAAUUCAUUCUGGAAGUCCAAAACUUGCUUACUCUUAGCUUGAUAAGAAAUGAACUACCAAUUUAGUACAAUUUUUGUAGUUUUGAAAUGCAUUGACUUAUCACAUUUCAUGCUUGAUGACAAAAGGAUUGAAAUUCUUGCUGAUUGGAAAUGCAUUAUAAUUUUCCCCAUUUAACAAAAAAGCAACAAAUCACAUCAUUUCAUGAACAAUCAGUCUUGAUUGGGACAAAUAUACUGUUUUUCAAUAUAUUAUUGUCCAACAGUAUAUCAAUGACUGUGAUUAACUGUAAACUACUAACCAUUAUAUAUUAGUAAGUAUAGUGAUCAGAUAUUGGAAACAUUGAGAAAACUAACUGCUAGUGAACUUUUUGUUAUACUCAAUGCAUAAUGAUGAAUAAUCAUAAAAUUAUUUAGCACAUAUUUAAUUGACAAGAUGUGCAGUACCUAAAAUACGAUCAACAUUGUAAUAAAUUAUUUUUUAUAUCAAUUUACACUUUGUUGUUCUUUAUUUUAGUCCUUCAUAUUUUCUUAAGGUAACAUAGGACAUACAUAAACUUUGUGUGACAACUGCAGAAAAUGUUUUGCACCUCAAGAGCACCAUUUGUUUUAAUAAAUAGCUACAGUUGUAAGGCAGUAUGUGCACAACUCACUUGAAUAAGUUGAAGUCGAGUCUCAGCCAAUGGGUUUACAUCACUCACAUAAACUGAUAUCUAGUAAAAAGAAGCUUUGUCUAUAAGAGGAAAUAAAGUUUUGAGUCUUGACCAAUUCUAAAGGUACUUUUAUGCAUAAAACCUUCGGGAUGUUUACAUACAUGCAUUGCAAACAUUAUAGUUGCACUGUUCAUUUGAGAUAAAUUUUAAUUUUAUGAGAAUUGACUAUAGAUUUUAACGCUACUGUUCCUCAUCCUGGAUACUUUGUGGCAUGCAGAUGGCUGUUGUUGGCUGUAAACCUCCCAUCAUCUUUAAAUCAAACCAAAAACAUGACAGGCAUCUCUGCAUCUCAAAAGAGAAACCCACACUGCAGCUUGACUGUAUAAGGAGAUGCUUCUGUGUUUUAAGAAAAAGAAUUACCAGUUUAAUUCCAUCCGAUAUCUGAUCAUCACCAUCAGAGGACACUUGGAAAGAAAAGAUUAACUGUAAUGCACACCACAUUUUUACAUGUGUUUUAACUGGUUAUCCAAGCCUGUGGGGUCAACUCUUAAAGGGCAACAAGGGAUACUAUGAGCGAACAGAGUGAAAUGGAUAGAGACUGGAUAUGUCUGGAAUGGAAUACUAGCUUACUGCUUAAUGAAUACUGUGUGUAGCAAGGUUAUUUUCGUAAACGAAAUCUGAAACUAAGACUAAAACUAUUGGUCAAAAAACAUUUUCGUAAACUGAAAUAAAAUUAAAAUUUCUAAAUAAAUGAAAAACUAAAACUAAACGAAACUAACAACAGUAACUGAAAAACUAACGAAAAUAAAAUAAUAAUUAGCAAAAAUAAAUAAUCGUGUUCGUGAUUUAAUAAGCUCUCAUUCUGUGCCAGAAAAUCGGUUGUUUAGGGAAAUAGACGACGCUUCGUGCACGUGAGCUGCGUCCUAAACGGGUAUUCACAGAGAAUACGUUUUUGCAUUUAAAAAACAAGACGCGGGUUAUGAAAUGGGAAUUAACUAUAAAAUAAGAAAUAAUAAUAAUGCACACCUUACAGCGCACGAACGUUUAAAAGCGUGCUUGACGUGCGAGAACAACAUGAGAGUGAGUUAACAGACACAGAAUUAAAAGUUUUGGAUGAGCUGACUUUAGUGAAGAGUCAUUUUGUCACGCUUUGCGAUUACUAUGGUAACGUCCGCCUCGACUGUAUAAAACACACAUCCGAAAUGAGAGAAAGCGAUAGCCGCGCUGUGUUUCUGUGUAAAGGGGCUUUAGAACUGGGAUUUAUUGCGUUGCUCAUCUGAAGCGCGUGCGCGCUGGAGCGGCUCGUCAAAGUAAAGUGCAAACAUCAUUUAAAUCACCAUAUUGCAUUUAUUUUUGAGUAGUAUGAGGUUUCAACGCAUUUUAUUUUGUUUCUUCUUCUUGUGUACGUUCAUAGAGGGAGACGGGACACACAGUAGUGUGCACCGGUGGUUCAUAUGCAAAAAAUCCAACAAAUGAAUGCAUUGAAAACAGAUGGACAAAAAUAAAGUUUACAGAGUUUCAAUGACGAUUGCAAACAACAAGCCUGCGUCCCAAUGUGCACACUGUCCAUGCUAAAUUAUAUGUGAUAUUAGUAAUUUUAAAUACUAUUUAGGGCAGAUAGGGUGGAUAGUAUGCACAUUGGGACCCAGGGCAUGUUUCCUCAAAUCCAGCACUGGAGGGCCAUUGAUCUGCAGAAUUUAGCUCCAACCCUGAUAAACACUCAACUGUCUGAUGUUGUCUAACUCUGAAAACCUUGAUUAGCUUGUUGUUUGUAUACUAUUGGCAUAUUAAACAAGAUUACAUCUUUAAUAUGAAUGAAUAUGAACAUGAAUAUGAAUUAAUAAAUUGUAGGCUAUACAUAUAAGUUGCAUAUUUUUGAUAAAUUAUUUAAAGAAUCAUUUCAUUUUCAAUAUUAAGAGGUUUGCACAAGAGUUAACUGUAAACUGCAAACAUUCAACUUUGCUAAAAUUAAAUGUCUUGUUUGGUCUACACUGGAAAAGUGUUCCAUUAACUCUGUUAAACUAUAAUUACUAAAACUAAAACUAAAAUAUAUAAAAACUAAAUAGAAAUGCGUUCACAAAAUAAAAACUAAACUAAAACUAACAAAACCAUUAACGGAACUAAUUAAAACUAAACUGAAAUUAUAGGAAAUUUGAAAACGAUAUUAAAAUAAAAACUAAUUAAAAAAUUCAAAACUAUAAUAUCCUUGGUGUGUAGUGCUGCAUACAAUAUGAUAAUUAUAUAUAUAUCCACAAAAAAACUAAAUAAUUGGGGGUCAGUAAGAUUUUAAAAUAUUUUAAGUUAUUAUGCGCAUCAAUAAAAAUACAGUAAAACAUUCAUAUUUUGCAAUAUUAUUACAACUUAAAAUAAAUGUUUCUAUAAUAUAUUUAAAAAAAAGUAAUUGAUUCCUGUGAAUUUUCUCCAUUACUCCACUCUUCAGUAUCACAUGAUCCUUCAGAAAUAAUUCUAAUAUGCUGAUUUUCUGCUCAAUAAAUAUUUCUUAUUAUUAUCAGUUGAAAACAGUUAGGCUGCUUAAUAUUUUUGUGGAUUUUUUUUUUUUUUUGUGGAAAACAUUCAUUGUUUCAGGAUUUUUGAUCCAUAGAAAGUUGAAAGGAACAGCAUUUAUGUGAAAUAUAAUAAACUGUCACUUUUCACCAAUUUAAUGCAUCUAUGCAGAAUACCGUUGAUGUCUUCAGUUAAUAUAUAUAGCAGCCUGCUAUCUCGCUUUCCCUUCUCAACAAGACAAAAAAAGGUGAAUGUUUUAGAUUGUUACACCACUCUUCAUGUCUAGAAUCGGAGAUCUGAGAACAGCUGCAAAGGGUAUUUUUGGAGAUUGGCUGCAAAAACGCACUUACAUCAGAGGCAGUAUUUGUGGUCUAUCUAUGCAGACCCUUUGGGGCUCGUGCACUCCAUACUGAACUCACAAACCAAUAUCUGUUAUCCCACUUUACUCAAGCUCAUAUGACAUAUUGUUAUUGCUUGUGCAACAGACUGCCAGCUCACACACUUAAAUCAAAUUUUCACUGCAAACAAAAAUACUGAUCUCUAUAUCCAUGACUGUGUACACAUUUUGAUUUGAGUUUGAUUAAUUUGCAUAGUAGUACACUUUGUUGAUGUAAGACCCAAUCUUUCUAGCCUGGUAAUACCAAACUCUGCUACUUCGCUUUGCUCCGUAGACAGAAGUGAGUACAGAAGCGAAAUGAAAUUGAGCGGAAGUACGAAGUCUGACGUAGUCAGGCUACAAUCUUUCUGCUAAUGAUUUAAAUUAUACAGCUCAGCAUUGAACUGGUAACUUGAAAGUAUGAACUAUUCAUAAGAACCAGCUCGUUAGAACGCUUUAGUAUAUAAUAAUUAGGAGAUAAAAAGUCAAAAUUAUGAUACAAAUCAGAAUUAUGAGAUUAAAGAGUCAAAAUUAAGAGAUAUAAAUUUAUAAUCAAGAUAAAAAUGUUGACUAUAUCUCCAUUUCGGCUUUAAUCAUUAAAUGACUAAAACAACCACGGCUCAGAGUUAUUCAUGAAUCACUUAUGUUUUUAAUCUUAUAAAGAGUCGCGUUAAUCCAAAUACACUCGCUGUGUUGUUUGUUUUCAUGUCGAACUGUAAGAUGUUUCUUGCCAUUAUUUUGUAUUACACCGUGUUUUUAUAAAACUGCUAACUCAGCUCUGGUAAAAUAAUGUGUGACCCUGGACCACAAAAACCAGUCAUAAGUGUAAAUGUUUCAAAAUUGAGAUUUCUACAUCAUCUGAAAGCUGAAAAUAAAUAAGCUUUCCAUCAAUGUAUGGUUUGUUAGGAUCGGACAAUAUUUGGCUGAGAUACAACUAUUUGAAAAUCUGGAAUCUGAGGGUGCAAAAAAAAUCUAAAUAUUGAGAAUAUCAUCUUUAAAGUUGUCCAAAUGAAGUUCUUAGCAAUGCAUAUUACUGAUCACAAAUUAAGUUUUGAUGUUUACGGUAGGAAAUUCACUAAACAUCUUCAUGGAACAUAAUCUUUACUUAAUAUCCUAAUGAUUUUUGGCAUAAAAUAAAAAUGGAUUAUUUUGACCCAUACAAUGUAUUUUUGGCUAUUGCUACAAAUAUACCCCAGCGACUUAAGACUGGUUUUGUGGUCCAGGGUCACAUAUUUGUUUUGCUGUGUGGCUUUUAAGAUUUAGCAGCGAUGGCAUGGAUUCAACAGCAGGGGAGCUUUCAAAAUCAAUAUACCAGCCCUAAUCAACACAUAAAUGUGUUGUAAUCCAUGAUGACAAUGACCCUUAUGUGUUAUUUAACCCACAAACACACAAUACUCUGCUGUACAGGGAGCAUUAAUGCACAGUGCAAUAACUGAUCCACCAAGGGUUCUGCUGAACAGGUUUAGACUGGGCAUGGUGUCAGGCUCCGUGAACAGAAAAUGAGUGGAAUCACAAGCUGUUAAACUAUUUCCUCACUGAGAUCAGUCUCUGUACCAAAAAGGACAUUAUGAAAGAGAAAAAGGGGGUUACGGAGUGUGAGAAGGAAAAACUAAAUAUGCACACAAUGCGCAAUUACCAAUCUCUUCUGCUAAUCAAAAACAAACCAGAUGAUGGAGGGAGAAGAGCUGGUAAACAAAAUGUUUUAGGUCAAUAAAAAGACAGAUGAUGAUCUAUAAUGGUCUAAUUGCAGAUUCAGGCAAGGAGAGUGGAAAAGGAGAACAAGUAGAAAGGACAAAACCUAAAGGUGAAAACAAGGACAGCGUAGAGAUGGAAGAAUUCCGCCUGCAUAAAUUCCUAUAUAUUCUCAUAUUGCGCUGACACACAUACUUGAGCAAUGGAACAGUCUCUUAUUAUUCUGAGGGAGACAUUGAAAAUCAAGACUUUUUUUUUUUACUCUUUAUGGAUACAUAAAUCUGGCUAGAUAUUUGGAGAUAUGUAGAUCUAGAAGGUUUUCUGAGCUGAAGUGCAUGAGGUGACGAAAACAAAUGUAUUCUCCAGUACUAGACAUUUAAUAUGUAAAUUAACUUUGCACUAAUGAAAACUGAUAUGACAAAUCUUCCUUCUUAUUAUCUUGAAUUUUAAGAUAAAUGCUUCAGCCUACAUCUGUCCAUUGGCAGAAGCUGAAAAAAUCUGUUUCUGAUCAUGCACAUUUAUGACCACUGUUCAUUCGUUCUUUUUCAGUUUUCCCUUUGCUCAAAAACCAAUUGCCAUAUGCUCAAAAAAUGCAUUGUUUAUCAUACUCAAUUUAGCCAUCAAUUACUGCAUCUGAGGUUCAAAAGAGGUAAACUAAAGCAGCAUGAUGUUACGCAGCCA